This is a messenger RNA of Epithele typhae, 789 nucleotides long. Its product is annotated as kinase-like domain-containing protein. Gene Ontology annotation, biological process: protein phosphorylation. NCBI's taxonomy places the organism in Eukaryota, Fungi, Basidiomycota, Agaricomycetes, Polyporales, Epitheliaceae. Bases 1 to 789 code for a protein of 262 amino acids. The transcript is spliced from 4 exons. The record is from RefSeq and is a predicted model, not a curated record. Gene Ontology annotation, molecular function: ATP binding; protein kinase activity.
AUGUAUUCACACUCGGACUGCGACGCGACCACCGAAGCUAAGCUUCAGUCCCUCAUGGCCGGCCACCCGAAUGUCGCCGAUGUCCACGCCGUCUUCGAGGACGCCGAGCACACCUACAUCGUCACCGACCUGCUGCGCCCCUGGCGGGCCGUCAAGCGCAUCUUCCUCGGUAUCCUCGACGGAGUCGCCGCGUGCCACAACGCCGGCGUAUUCCACCGCGACCUCAAGUUAGCCAACAUCCUCGUCGACGAGGAGCGCGGCCGUGUCUGCGUCGUGGACUUUGGGUUCGCGACAACGGAGGACUGGAGCUGCGACUAUAGUGCCGGGACGUCGUGCUACAUGUAUCCAGAUCGGUGCCCAUCGCUCAGACCCUGGGGAGGACGUGCGCUGACUCGACACACCCGCACAGAAGCACAAGGAGCGCGGACGGAGAAGACGAAGAGAUGCGACUCCCGUACGACACUCGCGGAACACGUCUGGGCGCUCGGGACCACCCUCAUCGAACUCACCUGCGGCUCCCCCCUGGGAGAGGCCUCUGCGUGCACGAGCGACCGCUUCCGCGCGUACGUCGCGGACCCCACCGCGCUGCGCACGCUCCUCCCGAUUUCAACGGAGCUCGACGCGCUCCUCCCCGCAUCCUCCUCGUCCGCCCCGACGGUCGACGAUAUCAGAGAGGCCAUCAAGCGCGCGGAGACGUUCUGGAUCGACGAAGAACAGCUCGCGGGCGCCGGUUCCGCCGCACAGUUCACGUGGGACACGGCGGGCGCGCUGCACCGGGCGUUACCCUAG